AUGAAUAUUGCAGAGAUAGUAUACUGCCCUGCCAUAUUUGCCGUCAAGAUGGCCAUCCUCGUCCAGUACCUCAAGAUGUUUGCGCCAAACCGCACGGUCAAUCCCACCAUGUUCUUUGGCGCAUGGACUAUGAUCCUCGCAUGCUUCAUCUUCUACACCAUCGUAAUGUUCUGGACGAUCUUCUACUGUUCUCCGCGGCCCAUGAUUUGGAACAAAUUUACUCCUGGCGGGCAUUGUCAUGAUCAUAGCCCGAUUGUGAUCAGCUCAGGGAUAUUCAAUAUGGUUUCCGACGUUAUCAUUCUGCUUCUUCCAACCUCCUCUCUCUGGAAGCUACGGGUGCCGAUCGGAAAGAAAAUCUCAGUCUCCCUGCUUUUCGGGACGGGCCUAUUGGCUUGCGGUGCUUCGGUUAUGCGAAUCUUUUUCACCGUUAAGAUUGCACCUAAGCUUUCGGAGGCUGACGUGUCCCUAAAUGGUCUAUGGAUUGGGCUUUGGUCAGAGGCCGAGAUUGCACUUGGUUUCAUCGUCGCAUGUGCGCUCACUCUACCCAAACUGCUUCAAGCGAAACAGAAGCAGAUUACCGCAGCAUUUACUUUCCUUUCGAUGCCCUUAUCCACCAUAUCGACUUUCCUCGGCUCGGAAAAGAGCACGUCAACGAAGAGCUCCGCCAGUACAAACGAUCUCCAAGUAUUGGGUGCAAGAUUGGAGCAGCCCAGUCGUGGAGAAGAGGAACUGUAUGUUCUGAGGAGCCUUGAGGUUGAGUCAUUUCAAAAGUCAAAGUCAAAAGAGCGGGAUCAUCAUAGCUAA
Molecule: messenger RNA, 804 nt
Organism: Lindgomyces ingoldianus
Lineage: Eukaryota; Fungi; Ascomycota; Dothideomycetes; Pleosporales; Lindgomycetaceae
Exons: 2
Coding region: 1-804 (267 amino acids)
Source: RefSeq, a predicted model, not a curated record